AUGCUGCCCAGGGAUGACAAGAAGAAAGAUCCUGGAGAGCUGGCCAAAAAAGACAAAGAUCCAGAGAACAAAUCUGGGGGCAAGACCAGAGAGAAGAAGUGGUCUAAAGGCAUAGUUGAGGACAAGCUCGGUAACCUGGUCUCAUUUGACAAAGCGACAUAUGACAAACUCUGUAAGGAAGUUCCCAACUAUAAGCUUGUAACUCCAGCUGUUGUUUUCGAGAGACUGAAGAUUCCGGGUUCCCUGGCCAGCGCAGCCCUUCAGGAGCUCCUCAGUAAAGGACUUAUUAAACCGGUUUUAUAG
Molecule: messenger RNA, 303 nt
Organism: Neomonachus schauinslandi (Hawaiian monk seal)
Lineage: Eukaryota; Metazoa; Chordata; Mammalia; Carnivora; Phocidae
Product: 40S ribosomal protein S25-like
Exons: 1
Coding region: 1-303 (100 amino acids)
Cellular component (GO): cytosolic small ribosomal subunit
Molecular function (GO): structural constituent of ribosome
Source: RefSeq, a predicted model, not a curated record